GGGAGAAGCCUUAUGUCUGUGGGGAGUGUGGGCGAAGCUUCAGUCAGAAGUCAAAUCUCAUCUCACACCAGAGGACACACACAGGGGAGAAGCCCUAUGUUUGCAGGGAGUGUGGGCAAAGCUUCAGUGAUCAGUCAAAUCUCAUCUCACACCAGAGGACACACACAGGGGAGAAGCCCUAUGUUUGUGGGGAGUGUGGGCAAAGCUUUGGUCAGAAGUCAGUCCUCAUCAGACACCAGAGGACACACACAGGGGAGAAGCCCUAUGUUUGCAGGGAGUGUGGGCGAAGCUUCAAUGCUAAGUCAGUCCUCAUCACGCACCAGAGAACACACACAGGGGAGAAACCUUAUAUUUGCAGGGAGUGUGGGCAAAGCUUCAGUCAGAAGGCCCAUCUCAUCAGACACCAGAGGACAAACACAGGGGA
Molecule: messenger RNA, 424 nt
Organism: Rangifer tarandus platyrhynchus (Svalbard reindeer)
Lineage: Eukaryota; Metazoa; Chordata; Mammalia; Artiodactyla; Cervidae
Source: the annotation of a GenBank genome assembly